Molecule: messenger RNA, 3336 nt
Organism: Apus apus (common swift)
Lineage: Eukaryota; Metazoa; Chordata; Aves; Apodiformes; Apodidae
Gene: RAP1GAP
Product: RAP1 GTPase activating protein
Exons: 20
Coding region: 1183-3027 (614 amino acids)
Biological process (GO): activation of GTPase activity; regulation of small GTPase mediated signal transduction
Cellular component (GO): cytoplasm; membrane
Molecular function (GO): GTPase activator activity
Source: RefSeq, a predicted model, not a curated record
AGUUCCCCCCUCCAAGAACUGUCCCCCCCUUGGGUGAUGGCGGGAGGGGGAGCCCCCCAGGACCCCUCCCCGCCCCCCCUGCCCGGUGGGGUCACGCUGCGGCCCGCGGGGACGGGUCGUGUUUGCACCAGGGGCCGUGUUUGCACGGGGGCGUGUGACAUUGUCGCAUUUGCACGCAGGCGUGUUUGCACGGGGACGGGUCCCGUUUGCCCCGGGUGGCGAUUGCACCAGGGUCGUGCUUGCACGGGGGCGGGUCACCCUGGCACCACGGCGGUGUUUGCACCAGGGGGGUGUUUGCACGGGGAUGGGGCUGAUUUGCACCAGGAGGGUGUUUGCACCACGGUCGUGUCUGCACGGGGCUGAGAUGCCCUGGACACCAGGGCCCCUUGCACCAGGGUCCCUUUUGCUCACCACCGUGUUUGCACGAGGGUUCUUGCACGGCCGGGGUGUGUUUGCACGGGGCUGGGACCCAUUUACACCAGGGCCGGUGUCCCUGUGUUCUUGUGUCCCGUGUCCCUGUGUCCCCAUGUCUCCGUGAACCGGUGUCCCCGUGUCCCCCAGCCCCCAUGUCCUGUGUCCCGGUGUCCCAUGCCUGGUAUUCCCAUGUCCGUCUAUCCCUUGCCCGCGUGUCCCCACAUCCCGUGUCCCCACGUCCCGUAUCCCAAUGUCCCUGUGAACCCGUGUCCCGGUGUCCCUGUGUCCGCCAGUCCUCAUGUCCCGAUGUCCCCCUGUCCCGUGUCCCCAUGUCUGGUGUCCCAGUCCCCACGUCCCGGUGUCCCCGGGCGGUGCCCGGCGCUGUCCGUGGUGCUGCCCCGCGCGGUGCCAUCUCCCACCCCCAGGGGGCACCCUUGUUUGGGGGGGGGGGAGGGAAGGGGUAUGUGUGUGAUGAGUUGUGAGGGUCUCAGCAGACGGACACCCCCCCCUGCAGUGGCCGGUCCCCACCGCUCCCGGGCCAGCAGCUCGCGGCUGGCAGCAGGGGUGGCUCUUGGCCCUGCCAUCAGUAGGCUCCAGGGUUAACACGGCUGCCCGAGCAGCACAGCCAGGAGCUGGCGGAGGUGGGGGGGGAAGUUCACCUCUCCCCCAGGAAGCACCAUGGACCCCCCAGGACCCCUCCAGACCACCUAGACGUGUCCCCAACCGGCACUGCCACCCCCUCAGCCACCCCACCCCGAGGGCAGCAGGAUGGCCCAGCAGCGACACGUCCCCCCACCACUCAAGACAGAGGAGGACUACAUCCCCUACCCCAGCGUGCACGAGGUGCUUGGCCGGGAGGGGCCGUUCCCCCUCAUCCUGCUGCCGCAGUUUGGGGGUUACUGGAUCGAGGGCACCAACCACCAGCUGAGCGAGGCACCCACAUCCCCCCCGACCCCAGCACCCAGCACCCGGGCAAAGCUUGAGGGCAACCACACGGCCAAGAUCUACCGCAAGCACUUCUUGGGCAAGGAGCACUUCAACUACUACUCCCUGGACCCGGUGCUGGGCCACCUCGUCUUCUCUCUCAAGUAUGAUGAGCAGGAGCAUCUCCACCUGUUGCUGCGCACCCGUGUCCGCACCCUGCACGACGUGGUGCCCAUCUCCUGCCUGGCUGAGUUCCCCAACGUUGUCCAGAUGGCCAAGCUGGUGUGCGAGGAUGUCAACGUGGAUCGUUUCUACCCCGUGCUCUACCCCAAGGCGUCCCGCCUCAUCCUCGCCUUUGACGAGCAUGUGCUCAGCAACCACUUCAAGUUUGGGGUCAUCUACCAAAAACUGGGGCAGACCUCCGAGGAGGAGCUUUUUGGCACGACGGAGGAGAGCCCGGCCUUCACCGAGUUCCUCGACGUCCUGGGUCAGCGGGUGCAGCUGAGGGACUUCAAGGGGUUCCGGGGGGGGCUGGAUGUGACCCACGGGCAGACGGGAAGCGAGUCUGUCUACUGCCACUUCCGUGACAAGGAGAUCAUGUUCCACGUCUCCACCAAGCUGCCCUACACUGAGGGGGAUGCCCAGCAGCUGCAGCGGAAGCGUCACAUCGGCAACGACAUCGUGGCCGUCGUCUUCCAGGACGAGAACACCCCCUUUGUCCCCGACAUGAUCGCCUCCAACUUCCUCCACGCCUUCGUGGUGGUGCAGCUGGAGCAGGGCAGCACCCAGGGCACUCUCUACAAGGUCUCUGUCACCGCCCGUGAUGAUGUGCCCUUCUUUGGCCCACCACUGCCUGACCCUGCUGUCUUCAGGAAGGGCCCUGAGUUCCAAGAGUUUCUGCUGACCAAGCUCAUCAAUGCUGAGUACGCCUGCUACAGGGCUGAGAAGUUUGCCAAGCUGGAGGAGCGGACGCGGGCGGCUCUGCUGGAGACGCUGCACGAGGAGCUGCAGGCCCGCAGCCAGGCCAUGCUGGGGCUGGGCCCCGACGACGAGCGCCCCGACAACGGCGCCGCCGCCCCGGGCUUCUUCGAGUCCUUCAAGUCGCUGCUGGUGCCCGGGAGCCGGCGGGGACGCCGCGGCAGCGCCAUCGGGCUGGGCUCGGUGGAGGAGGUGGGUACCCCGGCACGGACCCCCCCUGUGUCGUGUGUCCCCCCCGCUCUGUGUCCCCCUCCCGAGGUGUCCCCCCGGGUUAACGGCGGCCCGCAGGCGCUGCUGGUGCCCGGGAAGAGCCCGUCGCGGCGGCGGCCCGGCCCGCUCGGCUCCCGCCGCUCCAGCGCCAUCGGGAUCGAGAGCAUCCAGGAGGCACCGGCCGGCAGGGACGGCCCCGCCGCCACCCCCGAGGGCACCAGCUCCGCACACAGCUCCCCAGAGAGCCGCCGGCACCCCGGCAGGCCCGAGAAGCCGGAGCCCCCAGAUUUCUCCUGCUCCUCCUCCAGCGCCAGCAGCUUGGGCAGCACCACCGAGGAGCCAGGACGGGAGAGCCGCUCACCCUCGGGAACCCACCGUGACACUUUCACCGACACCCCCUGGCCAGAUGACCCCGCCGGGACCCCUCCAGGCCGGCACCCUCCUGACCCCCCCGAGAUCAAAAUCCAGCUGGAGCGGCCCCCCCACAACCCGGGUUCAUAGUCACCCUCCCCCCCAUCCCCUGGGAGGGGGGGUCACCUCUUCGUGUCCCCCCUGCCCCAUGUGCCACCUCCAUGCCAGGAGCCGAAGCCAUUGUUCCCGGUGCAGGAUUUGGGGGGGGACUCCUCCAAAAAUGGGAGCGUUUCCCCCUCCUCCAGACAAUCUCCAUCACCCCAAAAUCCCUGGGGAGGGGGGGGGAAGCAUGAUGGACCACAAUAGGGCCCCCCCCCUUUCCACCGUGACCCCGAUGCCACACGGGGGGGCCCCCAAAAUGAAGUUCAGGUCCAACCUGAGCACUAUCCCCCCCAAACA